AUGAAAGGAGCAGAUGAUAAGGGAUGGCAUUGAUUUGUAGCGCUUUCUCACAGAGGAUGUAUCAGAUGCGCUCUUGCGAACUCACAUCACGCUAAAACAAUGACGAUUAAAGCUGGAUUUAUCAUUUGGAAUAUAGUGUUCUCAUUUAUAUUCACUUGUGUGCAAGGUUUCAUUUUUACAUGUGGUGGGACAUUAAAAGGGAAGAAUGGGACCAUAGAAAGUCCAGGUUUUCCUCACGGAUACCCCAAUGGAGCAAACUGUACAUGGGUUAUUGUAGCAGAGGAGAGGAACAGAAUUCAUAUAGUUUUUCAGUCCUUCGCAGUGGAGGAAGAAUAUGACUUUUUAUCUUUAUAUGAUGGGCAUCCACAUCCUGCAAACUUCAGGACAAGGUUAACAGGAUUCCAGGUUCCAGCGCCUGUCACAAGUACCGGGUCCAUUUUUUCCCUGCGUCUUACCAGCGACUUUGCAGUAAGCGCCCAUGGGUUUAAAAUAUAUUACGAAGAACUUCAAAGCAGUUCUUGUGGGAAUCCAGGAGUUCCUGCCAAAGGUGUCCUGAACGGAACAAGCUUCAAUGUGGGAGACAGAAUCCGGUACCACUGUGUGUCUGGAUACACAUUGGAUGGUCACGCACAGCUCACCUGUGUGACCAGCACGUCUAAUGUAGCUGUGUGGGAUUUUCCUGUUCCAAUAUGCAGAGCUGAAGACACAUGUGGUGGAACAUUCCGAGGGUCAAGUGGAAUUAUCUCCAGUCCAGACUUUCAGAAGGACUAUCAGAACAGUGGAGAAUGUACAUGGACCAUCCUUGCUGAUCCAGGAGACACCAUCUCACUGGUCUUCUCUGAAUUCCAGAUGGACAGCAAGAUCGACUCUUUAGAAGUGGAGGGUUCCGAUCCACCAACAAUAUGGUUAUCAGGAAUAAAUAUUCCUGUGCCCAUAGUAAGCAACGAGAACUGGUUACGGCUUCAUUUUGUAACAGACAACAGUCAUCGACAUAAAGGAUUCAGCGCUCAGUAUCAAGUGAAAAGAUCUGGAGAUUUUAAAUCAAGGGGAGUGAAGUUAUUACCUGGAAAGGACAACACAAGUAAAUUCUCAAUAAUGAAUGAGGGAAUGGUCAAACAGGUCUCCAAUUUCUGCCCUGACCCUGGGGAACCGGAAAAUGGCAAGCGAAUUGGCGCUGAUUUCAGCAUCGGUGCAACGGUGCAUUUCACCUGUGAUGGAGACCACGUGCUUCAGGGAUCCAAGAGUAUAACAUGCCAAAGGGUGGCGGAAGUGUUUGCGGCAUGGAGUGACCACAGGCCCGUGUGUAAAGUGAAAACAUGUGGGAUGAACCUCUUUGGUCCUUCAGGAACAUUUACGUCUCCUAAUUUCCCCAUUCAGUAUGAGAGUAACUCACAGUGUGUUUGGAUCAUUACUGCCAGUAACCCAAAUAAGGUUAUUCAAAUAAAUUUUGAAGAAUUUGACUUGGAGCUGGGAUACGAUACGUUGACUGUUGGAGACGGCGGUGAGGUUGGGGACUCGAAAACGAUCAUACAAGUGUUAACAGGCAGUUUCGUGCCUGACCUCAUCGUCAGUAUGACCCAUCAUAUGUGGCUGCAUUUGCAGUCUGAUGAAAGUGUGGGCUCUAUUGGCUUUAAGAUCAACUAUAAAGAAAUAGACAAGGAAAGUUGCGGAGACCCUGGGAUCCCUCUGUACGGACAGCGCGAGGGAGGCGGCUUCUCCAAUGGGGACGUGCUGCGCUUUGAAUGCCAGUUUGGAUUCGAGCUCAUUGGCGAGCGAAUGAUUUCCUGUCAGAAUAACAAUCAGUGGUCUGCUAACAUCCCCAUCUGUAUAUUUCCCUGUAUGUCCAACUUUACGGCUGCCAUGGGAACCGUUCUGUCUCCAGACUAUCCGGAAGGUUACGGCAACAACCUCAAUUGUGUCUGGCUGAUCAUAGCUGAACCGGGCAGCCGCAUCCACCUGGCCUUUAAUGAUUUCGAUCUAGAGCCUCCAUAUGACUUCCUGGCGGUACGGGACGGGGAGCUGGUGGACGGUGUGGUGCUGGGACGCUUUUCUGGUGCGGAGGUCCCGUCCCACCUUACCAGCAACUCCAACAUCCUACAGCUGGAGUUCCAGGCAGACCAUUCAAUGUCUGGCCGAGGGUUUAACAUCACCUACAGCACAUUUGGACACAAUGAGUGCCCGGAUCCUGGAGUACCAAUGAAUGCCAAACGCUUUGGCAAUAAUUUCCAGCUGGGAAGUUCCAUAUCAGUCGUGUGUGAGGAGGGUUUCAUAAAAACGCAAGGCUCGGACACGAUUGUGUGCAAGCUGGAGGCAGGAAAGGUCAUGUGGAGUGGUUUGAUCCCCAAGUGUGAAGCUCCAUGUGGAGGUCAUUUCACUGCUCCGGUGGGAGUCAUCUUGUCUCCGGGGUGGCCCGGCUACUACAAAGACUCCCUGAGCUGUGAGUGGGUCAUUGAGGCUGAGGUGGGACGCUCCAUCAAGAUAAGCUUUGACAGGUUUCAGACAGAACUCAAUUAUGACUUUCUCGAGGUUCACGAUGGGCCUAAUCUCCUCUCGCCCCUCAUCGCCUCUCUAAACGGCACCCAGGUCCCUCAGUUCCUGUUCAGCAGUGGCAACUUCCUGUAUCUUCUCUUCACCACUGAUAACAGUCGCUCUAACAGCGGCUUUAAGCUCUUUUAUGAAAGUGUAACUCUGGACACUCAUUCAUGUCUGGACCCUGGCGUGCCGGUGAAUGGGAUUCGUUAUGGGCAGGAUCUGGCCAUCGGCUCUGUGGUGUGGUUUGGCUGUGAGCCUGGAUACAGACUGAGCCAUGAGGAACAGCUGGUGUGUGAGAAGAACCACUGGUGGAAUCAUCCACUGCCUACAUGUGACGCUCUGUGUGGAGGUGACGUGCACGGCCCUGAGGGCAUUAUUCUCUCUCCCGGCUUUCCAGAGCUCUAUCCCAACUCAUUAAACUGCACAUGGACUGUGGAGGUCAGCCAUGGCAAAGGAGUGCAGUUCACAUUUAAUGCGUUUCACCUUGAGGAUCACCAUGACUACCUGCUCCUCACAGAAAACGGCAGCUUUUUGCGGCCCCUCGCCCGGCUCACCGGUUCACAGCGACCCCUGCCAAUCAAUGCUGGGCUGUAUGGCAACUUCAAGGCGCAGCUCCGAUUCAUCUCUGACUUCUCCAUUUCCUUCCAGGGGUUCAACAUCUCAUUCUCAGAGUAUGAUUUGGAGCCAUGUGAGGACCCUGGUGUGCCCCAAUUUGGCAGGCACAGUGGAAGCAGCUUUGGCAUCGGUGACAGCCUGAUGUUCUCUUGCGACCUUGGUUACCGCCUGCAGGGUGCUAGGGAGAUCACUUGCCUGGGCGGUGGGCGGCGCAUAUGGAGUGCACCUCUGCCAAGGUGUGUGGCUGAGUGUGGCUCGACCGUUUCAAAGAACUCUGGCAUCCUGUUGUCACCGAACUACCCCCAGACAUACGAGAACAACCACGAGUGCAUCUACAACAUUCAGGUCCAGGCAGGAAAAGGAAUUAACAUCUCAGCCAGUACUUUUCAUCUCGCUCAAGGUGACGUUCUCAAGUUGUAUGAUGGUCCAGACAACACUGCAGAAGUUCUGGGAGCUUUCACAGGUUCUUCUAUGUUGGGUCAGUCAUUGAGCAGCACAUCGAAUCACCUCUGGCUGGAGUUUUACUCUGAUCAAGAAGAAACAGCGGAGGGAUUUAAACUCGUUUACACCAGUUUUGAGCUUUCUCACUGUGAGUACCCUGGAGUGCCGCAGUUUGGGUCAAAAGCGAGCGAUCAGGGCCACUUUGCUGGCAGCGUGGUCACAUACCGCUGUGAUCCUGGUUACAGUCUCCAUGGCAGCAGCCUACUGAGAUGUAUGACGGGCGAGAGACGGGCUUGGGAUAACCCGCUCCCCUCCUGCAUUGCGGAGUGCGGGGGAAGUUUUAAAGGUGAAUCAUCAGGACGGAUAUUGUCUCCCGGAUACCCGUUUCCCUAUGACAACAACCUGCGUUGCACCUGGACCAUCGAGGUGGACUCUGGCAACACUGUCAGUCUUCAGUUCUUGGCAUUUGAUACAGAAGCAUCCCAUGACAUCCUGAAGGUGUGGGAUGGACAUCCCGAGAAUGAGAUGGCCCUGAAGGAAGUGAGCGGCUCACUGUUACCUGACGGAAUUCACAGCACUCUCAAUGUGGUCACCAUCCAGUUUGAGACGGAUUUCUACAUCAGCAAGUCUGGAUUUGCUAUUGACUUCUCAAGUUCUGUGGCGACCGCCUGCCGGGAUCCCGGGACGCCAAUGAACGGCAGUCGCAGCGGGGAGGGGAAGGAACCGGGCGACACAGUGACCUUUUUGUGUGAUCCGGGCUACGACCUGCUAGGGGAACCUCGCAUCACCUGCAUUCAAGUAGACAACAGAUUCUACUGGCAGCCCAGUCCACCUACCUGUAUCGCUCCUUGUGGUGGAAACAUUACAGGUUCAUCUGGAUUCAUUCUCUCUCCAAACUUUCCCCACCCCUACCCGCACAGUAAAGACUGUGACUGGUUCAUCACGGUUCACCCUGAUUACGUCAUCUCCUUGGCAUUUAUCAGUUUUAGCAUUGAACCCAACUAUGACUUCUUGUACAUUUAUGACGGGCCUCAUAGCAACAGUCACCUGAUCGGCACAUUUCAAGACAGCAAGUUGCCGGAGAAGGUGGAAAGCAGCUCCAACAUCAUGCACAUUGCCUUCCGUAGUGAUGGCUCUGUGAGCUAUACAGGCUUCCAUCUGGAGUACAAAGCUAAACUGCGUGAGGCAUGCUUUGACCCGGGCAGCGUGAUGAAUGGCACUCGGUUGGGCACAGACUAUAAGCUGGGAUCUACUGUGACCUUCCACUGUGAUCCGGGUUACCAGCUCCAGGGUUACUCUAGUCUCACCUGUGUGAUGGGCAGCACCAACAGACCCGAGUGGAACAGAGCGCUGCCCAGCUGCCAAGCUCCAUGUGGAAGACGGUCAACAGGGUCAGAGGGCACCAUACUGUCCCCAAACUACCCUCGCAACUACACCAAAGGCCAAACCUGCGUGUAUGAGAUUUCUGUUCCUGGAGAGUUCGUUCUCUUCGGCCAGUUUAUGUUCUUCCAGACGACCCCCAAUGAUGUGGUGGAGAUCUUUGACGGACUCUCUAAGGAUUCUCCCCUCCUCACCUCGAUCUAUGGAUCUCACUCUGGAGAACCGUUGCCGCUGAGCUCUGCCAAUGAAAUCACCAUCAAAUUUAAAACUGAGGGGCCAAACACGGCUAAAGGCUUUCAUUUUGUCUAUCAAGCUGUUCCAAGAACCAGUGCUUCUCAGUGUAGUUCAGUUCCUGAGCCUCGCUAUGGGAAGCGCAUUGGAAAUGACUUUGGAUUGGGCACGGCUGUGCUAUUCGAGUGUAACCCAGGUUACACUCUGCAUGGUGCCAAUGCCAUCAGGUGUGAGGCCGUGCCCAACUCUCUCGCCCAGUGGAACGGCACUGUGCCAACAUGUGUUGUCCCCUGUGGAGGAGUUCUGACUACGCGCCGUGGUACCAUCCUGUCUCCGGGAUACCCUGAUCCCUAUGACAACCAUCUGAAUUGCGUUUGGAAGGUCUUUGUGCCGGAGGGAACUGGAAUCCAAAUUACAGUUGUGACGUUUUCCACCGAACACAACUGGGACUCGCUAGACUUUUACGACGGUGUCGACAGCAAUGCUCCAAGACUUGGGAGCUAUUCUGGGACCACGAUUCCAUCGCUUCUGAACACAACAUCCAACAAUCUGUACCUUACCUUUCAGACCGAUAUGAGUGUUUCUGGAGCAGGCUUUCACCUGGAAUAUACAGCAAUAGGUUUGGACUCCUGCCCGGAACCUCAAACCCCCAGCAAUGGCAUGAAAGUGGGCGACCGCUACUUCGUGGGUGAUGUUGUCUCAUUUCACUGUGAACAAGGCUACACUUUAAAGGGAAGUGCAUAUAUAACAUGCAUGCCAGGACCUGUGAGAAGAUGGAACUACCCGGCACCUCUCUGUCUGGCUCAGUGUGGUGGCUUCCUAUUUGAUCUGAAUGGAGUCAUUCUAAGCCCUGGUUUUCCUGGAAAUUACCCCAGUGGACUCGACUGCAUCUGGACAGUUAAACUUCCUGUUGGCUUUGGAAUUCAUCUGCAAUUCCUCAACUUCUCCACGGAGGCUGUGCACGAUUACCUUGAGGUCCAUAGCGGGACACUGGACUCGGGCUCUGUGAUCGAUCGAUUCAGUGGACCUGUUGUACCAGAAUCUUUCUUCAGCACGACUCAUGAAACCAGCUUCCUGUUUCACAGCGACUACUCCCAGAACAAAGCUGGUUUCCAUAUCACCUACGAGGCAUAUGAACUGCAGAGGUGUCCGGAUCCACGGCCCUUUCGGAAUGGUGUGGUGAUUGGCAGUGAUUUUGGAGUGGGCAUGACCAUCUCUUUCCAGUGUCUGCCGGGAUACACGCUGCUGGGUGAGGCGUCCCUCACAUGCUUGCAUGGAAUCAGCCGCAACUGGAACCAUCCUGUGCCUCGCUGUGAAGCACUUUGUGGUGGUAAUAUCACAGCCCUUAAUGGGACCAUCUACUCUCCGGGCCACCCAGCUGACUACCCCAAUCUGAAAGACUGUAUAUGGAGCAUCCGAGUACCUCCAGGCAACGGCAUCCACAUCAACUUCACUGUGCUCAACACAGAACCGAUCUACGACUACAUCACCAUCUGGGAUGGUCCCGAUCAAACAUCUCCACAGAUCGGUCAAUUCAGCGGUAGUUCACCCCAGGAGAGUGUUUCCAGCACAUCCAAUCACAUCUUGCUGAAGUUCCACAGUGACUUCAGCACUAGCGGAUUCUUUGUUCUGCUUUACCAUGCUUACCAACUUCGCGUCUGUCAACCUCCCCCAUCCGUCGCCAACGCAGAGAUACUGGCUGAAGAUGAUGUAUUUGAAAUUGGAGACAUCAUGAGGUACCGCUGCCUGCCGGGCUUCACGCUGCUUGGGAGUGAGAUCCUGACCUGUCGGCUGGGUGAGCGACUGCAGAUGGAUGGCACUCCACCGGUCUGCCAAGUGCAAUGUCCCGACAACGAGGUACUGUUCGAUUCGACAGGCGUGAUCCUAAGUCCAGGUUACCCUGACAGUUACCCCAACCUUCAGAUGUGCUCCUGGAUGAUCAAUGUGGAGAAGGGCUACAACAUCACAUUACACUUUGAACUCUUCCAGACGGAGAAAGAAUUUGAUAUUCUGGAGAUCUUUGAUGGGCCCAAUAUAUAUAGUCAUAGUCUGGCCGUGCUGAGCGGAGAUCUGAGCGUGCCCUUCAAUAUCACCACAACGGGUCACCAGCUGUUUUUACGCUGGUCUUCUGAUCACGGCACCAACAAAAAGGGCUUCCGUAUCACUUACGUGGGUGAGUAUCAAACGAUGUACUGCAGUACGCCAGACUCUCCGCUGCACGGCUUUGUGGUCAGUCAGACGGGUGGUCACAUCAACAGCGUUGUUCGUUGGGCUUGUGAUCGUGGCUACCGGCUCAUCGGGAAAAAUAUGGCCGUCUGCAAGAAGACUGAGAUCGGUUAUCUGGCCUGGGACUCGUCUGUGCCGGCAUGUCAAGCCGUAUCCUGUGGGACCCCAGUGGCCCCUGUGAACGGAGGCGUCCUAGCUGCUGAUUAUUCCGCAGGAACACGAGCCACAUACUUCUGCAAUGAUGGCUUCCGACUCUCCUCUAAAGAGGUGACCAGCGCUGUGUGUCAGGCUGAUGGCACAUGGAGUAACCACAAUAAAAUCCCUCGCUGUACAGUGGUGGUGUGUCCCAGUAUCGGCUCCUUCACGUUGGAUCAUGGCAAAUGGAGGAUCGUCAACGGCUCUCGUUACGAAUACGGCACCAAAGUGGCCUUUACCUGUAACCCUGGCUACUACCGCAUUGGCCCUGCCCACAUUCACUGUACAUCCAAUGGGACAUGGAGCUGGAGAAAUGAACGACCUCGCUGCAAGAUCAUUUCAUGCGGAGAGCUGCCUACUCCUCCUAAUGGAAAGAAAAUUGGGACACAGACGACCUUCGGAGCCACGGCCAUUUUUACCUGUAACUUGGGCUACAUUCUGGUGGGCUCAACUGUACGGGAAUGUUUGCCAUCGGGUCUUUGGAGCGGAACGGAGACGCACUGUCUCGCUGGUCAUUGCGGCAUUCCAGAAAGGAUUGUGAAUGGUCAAGUGAUCGGUGAGAACUUUGGGUACAGGGAUACGGUGGUGUAUCAGUGCAACCCAGGUUUCCGGCUCAUCGGAUCUUCUGUGCGCAUCUGCCAACAGAAUCACAACUGGUCUGGGCAGCUCCCAUCCUGUGUGUCCGUGAGUUGUGGUCACCCGGGUAGCCCUAUCUACGGCCGCACUGUUGGCGACGGCUUCAACCUGAACGACGUGGUGACCUUCUUCUGUAAUAACGGCUACAUUCUGGAAGGUCCAUCUCAAGCACAGUGUCAGGCAGACCGCCAGUGGAGCCAACAGCCCCCCACAUGCAGAGUUGUCAACUGCACUGAUCCCGGUUUACCAGCCAACUCAAUCAGAAAGAGCAAAAUUGAGUACGGUAACUUCACUUUCGGAACUGUGGUUUCCUAUGACUGCAAUCCAGGCUAUUACCUCUUUGGGUCAUCAGUUCUAACCUGCCAGCCGGUGGGUUACUGGGACAAGCCAUUACCAGAAUGCCUGGAGGUUGAGUGCGGCCACCCUGGUUCUCCUCCUCAUGCGGUUGUGAUUGGAGACAAAUUCACCUUUGGCUCCACAGUGCACUACAGGUGUUUAGACGACAGAGUUUUGAUUGGUGAGUCUACACGCACCUGUCAGCUGAAUGGCCAAUGGAGCAGCUCGCAGCCACAUUGCUCAGGUGAUAAAAGGGGUGCUUGCGGGGAUCCAGGCACUCCGGCUCACGCCACCAGAGAGGAGGGCAGCUUUCAGCAGCAUGCCAAAGUUCGGUUCACUUGCUCCACAGGUCACAUGCUCUAUGGCUCCGCAGAGAGGAUUUGCUUCCCCAACGGCACGUGGUCAGGCCGUCAGCCCACCUGCAAACCUGUUCAAUGCGGGAAUCCAGGGACUCCAGCUAAUGGACGCAUUUUACGAGUGGAUGACACCACCUUCUCUCAUUCAAUCAUCUACUCGUGCGUAGAUGGAUAUCGCCUCUCCGGUUCUCCUUCCCGUCAGUGCCUGGCAAACGGCACCUGGUCUGGCGCCGAGCCCAACUGCACCCUGAUUAGCUGUGGGGAUCCAGGAGUACCUGCCAACGGGCUGAGAUUCGGCGAGGAUUUUACCAUUGGCCAGAACGUGACGUAUUCCUGCCAGCCUGGUUACAUGAUGGAAAAUUGGAGCAUUGAUACCCGCACCUGCACCCACAACAGCACAUGGAGUGGCACGUUACCAACCUGUGAAGCGGUGACCUGCGCUCCUCCACCCAGUAUCUUCAAUGGUGAGGUGGAGGGUUCUGUGUUCGAGUGGGGCACCAGUGUGAGUUACCGCUGUCUGACAGGGUACGACCUGUCCUUCCCUGCUGUCCUCACCUGUGUUGCCAACGGCUCCUGGAGUGGAGAGAUUCCCCUGUGCUUGCCUAAGUUUUGUGGUGACCCCGGCACACCUCCAUGGAUCAGAAGAGAAGGGCAGAGUUUCAUCUUCAAAUCUGAGGUCAUCUACAGCUGCAGCGCCCCCUAUGUGCUGGUGGGCUCCUCUACUCGCGUGUGUCAAGCAGACGGCAUGUGGAGUGGAACCCAACCACGUUGCAUAGAACCAACUAGAACGACAUGUGAUAAUCCAGGCACCCCUGAGUACGGCUCUUUGAACAGCAGCCUGGGCUUUAAGGUGGGAAGUACAGUGAAGUUCCACUGUCAGACUGGGCACCUGAUACUGGGCUCCACCACACGCACAUGCCAGGAGAAUUUGACCUGGACUGGCACUCAACCCGAAUGCAUCCCUCACUCCUGUAAGCAACCAAAGACCCCACCGCAUGCCAACGUGCUGGGCAUAGACCUGCCCUCGUUUGGCUACACGCUGCUGUACUCCUGCCAGCCUGGUUUCAUCCUCACAGGGGGAUCCGAGCACCGAGCAUGCCGCUCAGAUGGAUUGUGGACCGGAAAAGUGCCUAUUUGUAGAGCUGGCACGAAAACAACAGAAAAAGUCAUAACGCCCGUUCAAGGCACGCCAAGUCCAAAAGUAAACGUCCCUCAUGAUGUGUUGACACCCACGUACGUAUGGAAAGGCUCGUUUGAGUACAAAGGAGUAAAACAGCCGAUGACUUUGACAAUCACUAAUUUUAACAUGAGCACGGGGAAAGUCAAUGUGACUUUAACUAACAGGCACUCAGAACUGCUGUUGUCAGGUGUUUAUAAGAGCAGAGACGCUCGCCUGACGCUGCAGCCGUAUCACAUGAGAGCUUUGGUGAAGAGCACGUACAGCAAGAUCACUGAGGAGACCUUCAUCAUGGAUGGCUUUGUCUCUGCUGACCAUGAAGGAAACACAUACUUGUUCCAAGGCUUUAUACAAGGUAGAGACUACGGACCAUUUGGACUACAGAGACAAGGUCUGAACAUAGUGGAGACCACCAAAAGCCCAGAGAUCCCACCUCGAACCAAUAGUAGCUCUGUGGCCAUCGCAAUUCUUGUGCCUUUCUUUGCCCUGAUUUUUGCAGGCUUUGGAUUUUAUCUCUAUAAACAGAGGAAGUCUGAUAAAGAGGAGUACAGCGGCUGUUCUGUGCAUGAAAACAACAAUGGUCAGGCAACAUUCGAGAACCCAAUGUACGACACUAAUUCCAAAUCCGUCGAGGGAAAAGUUGUCCGCUUCGAUCCCAAUCUCAACACGGUUUGCACAAUGGUUUGAGGGGUUGACGCUCUUAGAAUUGUCACACUUCUGUUGCUAUAUUUCAUAGUCUUUUAAGAAACUUUCAAGCACAGUUUUGGGAUGCCGAAAACACACCGUGACUCAAAGCUUUGCGUAGAUUUAUAGGAAAAAAAAAAAGAUUCUUCACCGUUUGCGUGGAGAAAUAUAUAUUAUAUACAUCUCACUCUAAGAGUGCUGACUUUGUAUUUAAAAAGAAAUAUGAAAAAAGGUAUAUAUGUAUAAUCUUUUCAACAUGAGGAUAUAUUCACAAAAUGGAGAGAAUUCAUUUAAGCCAUUCAAAGUGUGUUCGAUCAUGCACAUUGUAGUAUAUUUUGAGUUUUCUCAUGUCAUCACAGUGCGCUUAAACCUUCUAACCUCUUACAAAUCCAAAUUGCUAAAAGAACAAGAGCUACUGGGUGAUGUUACAAUUCAAAUGUAAACUUUCUCAUGGAAUUUGAACAUUCGAUCUUUAGUUACAGUAUAAGGAAUUAAGUAAUGAUUAUUACCUUUUAUAUAUUUUUUUCUGGGUGUUUUAAAGGUGAAGUAUGUUUGUUUUUCAAUGUUAAAAUACUUGGGUAUUAUCUCAGUUAAUUGUUCAACUAUAAGUCAUUCAUUAGGUUGAUUCCCAUGAAAAAUGUAAACACUGUGGCACUUUUAAAACAUUGCUCUGUUUGAACGGCCCAACAUGUCAUGUUUUUUGCCGAACAACUGCAGAUGGGGUGUUUGGGAAACCUAUUUGGAAACAACUGUUAUUUUUGCAAUCCCGAUUGGUCCCACUAGUUGUACAGAUAUUACACAGUUCAAUUUUAAAGGAGAAAAAGUUAACAUGAAAUUAAAAUGGACCUUAUUUACUUUCUUAAUAAACCUUCCUAGGCUUACAUCUUUUAUCAUAAUGUAAUAACUUACUCUGCUUCUGAAAUGACGUUCCUUUUCGGCUGAUGUCACAAAUCACUCUUAUUUUUUAACUCCUCCCCUUCACCCACCAGGCUCCAUUCUGGUAUGUAAAGCCCACUUUUCUACAAUCCAAUCAAUUCUUGAUGGAUAAAAUCAAGUCCCGCCCUAAUUUUCUUUUCUUUUUUUUUCUCAUUCAAUAUCCUGUUUCAGUCGUAAAUACUUUAUAUAACAGAAAUUAAAUGGCUUGUGAAUGGCAUUUCAUGUUGACUUUUACUACAGGAAACUUAUCAAGUAAGUACACCCAUUGAGUUAUAAAUUGAUGUAUUUAGUUUUAUAAAUGUGAACGUUUCCCAUUCUGAUUUUCUGCUAAUUUGCUAAUUUUAGAUUACCCCAUGAUUCCCUGGUUCUAAAAGAUCUAUUUCAUAAAUCAUGAUAGUGCCUUGUAAUAUAUUUCAUUGGUGUUUUGGGGGUAUUUUUUUAUUUUUUAUUUUAUUUUAUUUUUAAUCAAUUUAAUUAUUCUUCUUUGUGGAAAAAGUCACUUUUGCACAUACCUGCACAUAAAUGAUCAGAUAUGGCAUCACUGCUAUGUUUGAAGUCUUUGUGCCACUGUCCGUAAUGUAUUUUCAUCAACUAUUUGUAUAUUUCUACAGAUUUUUUUGAAUGUUUGUUCAUUCAGUGAGUGAGUCUUGAGCGGCGUUGUUGUGUCGUGUAUUUGGCUCUCAUUUAUCCUAUCAGUGAACACUGUCAAAGAUUAAGGUUUGCUUUUAAACUCUGGAUCAUUCAGAUGGAUCCACCAUGCUUGUAAAUACAUUCAUAUCAAAUGUACAAAUAUUUAAACUUUUUUGAGAAGAGUUAUAUUUUUGAGAAAUUUGUAAAAUAAAAAAGGUUAUGUAUAUAUCCAUUUGUA
Myxocyprinus asiaticus (Chinese sucker) is the source of this 12613-nucleotide messenger RNA. RefSeq names its product CUB and sushi domain-containing protein 3-like. Lineage: Eukaryota; Metazoa; Chordata; Actinopteri; Cypriniformes; Catostomidae. Gene Ontology annotation, biological process: regulation of dendrite development. The record is from RefSeq and is a predicted model, not a curated record. The transcript has 70 exons.